This is a messenger RNA of Penicillium malachiteum, 1545 nucleotides long. Its product is annotated as sugar transporter family protein. Gene Ontology annotation, molecular function: secondary active monocarboxylate transmembrane transporter activity. Gene Ontology annotation, biological process: plasma membrane lactate transport. Lineage: Eukaryota; Fungi; Ascomycota; Eurotiomycetes; Eurotiales; Aspergillaceae. The record is from RefSeq and is a predicted model, not a curated record. The coding region runs from base 1 to 1545 and encodes 514 amino acids. The transcript is spliced from 5 exons. Gene Ontology annotation, cellular component: plasma membrane.
AUGCGGAAUCAUAUGGCUCUUGGGUGGUUUUAUUCCCCCAGCCAGAUAGCCCAUUAUUUUGCCACGCGAAUCACCAGCUUAAAGCCUCCUCGGGGCAAACUGAAGAAUCCUUACACUACUAUAAAGCAACUGGACCGGCACCAGUGGCUUAUGUUUGCCGGUGGUUUCACGGCUUGGACUUGGGACGCCUUUGACUACUUCACCGUGAGCAUUACUAUGACAGCUAUUGCAGAGGACUUCAACGUCUCCUAUAAUUCUGUCUCCUGGGGUAUGACAAUCACACUUAUGCUUCGUUCCGUUGGCGCCCUGAUCUUUGGCUUCUUCUCUGAUCGUUACGGGAGAAAAUGGCCCAUGAUUAUCGAUUUGAUAUUUUUCAUCAUUCUCGAGGUGGCAUCUGGAUUCUGCCAGACCUUACCACAGUUUCUCGGGGUUCGCGCACUAUAUGGCAUCGCAAUGGGAGGUCUGUAUGGCCCCGCUGGAGCUACCGCCCUUGAGGAUCUUCCUUAUGAUGCCCGAGGUAUUCUCUCUGGUCUGUAUCAAGAAGGUUAUGCAGUUGGAUAUUUCCUCGCCGCUGCGUUCUACCGAGCCCUGGCAAUAAGCACCUCACACGGUUGGCGCACUCUGUUUUGGUUUGGUGCUGGACCACCUGUUCUCAUCAUCCUCUUUCGCUUGUGGUUACCAGAAACAAACCAUUUCCAAGUAAUGAAGGCAGAGCGCGAAGCACGAGAGCGUGCGAUGAUCGAGUCGGGCCAAGAAAUUUCAAAAUUCAAUCGCACCUUUCUCUCUGAGGUUGGUCAGGCGAUUAGACCUUAUUGGCUUCUCCUCGUCUAUAUUGCGGUUGUGAUGGCUGGAUUUAAUGGUGUUUCGCACGGCAGUGAGGAUUUAUACCCAACAUUCCUCGAGGACCAAGUUGGAAUGUCUGCCACAAACGAGACUGUUGUGACCAUUGUUGGACAAGUUGGGGCCUUACUGGGAGCUAUGUUGUUUGGAUACCUAAGCGCUUUCUUCGGUCGGCGUUUGACAAUGCUCGUCGCCUGCAUUUCUGGUGCUGCGAUUAUCCCAGCAUAUUUGUUUCUGGAACAAUUUUUUGUCGGCGCUGUAUGGGGACCUAUCCCUAUCCAUCUUAUGGAACUAUCUCCUACGCCUAUCCGCUCUUUAAUGCUAGGCCUCGGCUAUCAACUAGGCAACCUUGCAUCAUCAGCCUCAGCUACGAUAGAGACCACCAUCGGUUCUCGAUAUCCCCUGCCACCUCUUGCUAGCGGAACCGCUCGCUAUAAUUACGGGAAAGUCAUUGCCAUCUUUCUUGGCGCAGUAUGGGCAUACAUAUUCUUCUUCCUUCUUCUUGGGCCUGAGAUGAGCCAGGAAGGGCGCGAUACAGAAAAGGAUGAAGCUCUUCAGCUUGAGCAAUUAAUUCUUCAAGGUAUCUCACCGUCAGAGAUUGCAGCGAACAGAGAAUUCAUGGCCAAGUCAAAGCCAUUUGAUGAGGAAGAUCCUCAGGUUGUCAAAGAGACGCAUGAUAAGCACAUAGUUGAGCACAUCGAGUAA